CUUCCCGCUCUCCGGCGAAACAGCGCGUGAGGGGGAAAACGCGCUGGCAGGACCCUCGAGUGUGGGGGAAAAGGGGCGGAGCAAGAAGGAAGGAAGAAAGUGCCGGACAGAGGGCGGGAUCGCAGCUCCACCUACCCGCGAAGGGGGACACCCCCUAAGGCGGGCCGAAGGGCUCCGCCCGGUCUCGAGAAAGGGGUCCCCACCUCCCCUCCCCUUGAGCCCGCGGCUCGGGGUAAGGGAAAAGGGGGGGGGAGAUAAGUGGUCUCUGGUGGACAUGCGCACUUUCUGCGAGACCAUUCACGAGGACCCCCUCAGCUCGGACAGGCCGGCAGGAAAUGACGACGGCAGGGAUCGGCCGGGGCUGCUGGGUCUAAGCAAUUCCUGUGCGCCGGGUCCCAAGCUAGGGGGAGAGAGGCCGAGAGCGGGCCGAGACGCCGGCCCCGGGGCCGCCUCCCGAGCUAACAUGGCUGGAGGUUAUGGAGUGAUGGGAGAUGAUGGCUCUAUUGAUUACACUGUUCAUGAAGCCUGGAAUGAGGCCACCAAUGUGUACCUGAUAGUGAUUCUUGUUAGCUUUGGCCUUUUCAUGUAUGCCAGAAGGAAUAAAAGGAAAAUCAUGAGAAUAUUCAGUGUACCUCCUAUGUCAGAAACUUUGACGGAGCCCAACUUCUAUGACACAAUGAGCAAAAUCCGUUUAAGGCAACAACUAGAAAUGUAUUCUAUUUCAAGGAAAUAUGAUUAUCAGCAGCCACAAAACCAGACUGACAGUGUACAACUCUCCCUGGAAUGAAUGAAUGCUUAGCACACUGACAGCACAAAUUAUAUUUUGCUGACAGUUUGGUAGCAAAGUCAGUUCAGAAUUCUUUUUUGCAAAAGCUGAAGAGCCUAAAUUUCUUUGAAUUUAUGUAUAAAAUCAUGUCACUUUUUAAAUGAUUUUUGCCUGUAUAGAUUAUUUCAUUAUUGCAUAAAUGGAAAUGGUACAUCAACUUUGGGUACAGGGUAGCUUGGCAGGAGGAAUACAUUUGAGGAGAUACCACUUUUGUUAAAAAGAGGAUAGUUGUAGCACGUAGUUCAUUUUUCGGUCUUAGGGAAGAACUGGUCAGUCAAAGAUGAAAACGUAUCUUCAGAUUCCUGGCCAUUAACCACAGCUAAUGUGAAAGGGACCCUAUAUGUGGGGUAGUAGAAAGAGAGCUGGAUUUGGAAGUAACUGACCCAAGACCACACCCCACUUCUGCCACUCAGUGCCUGCAUGUCCCUGGGUAAAUAAGUGAACCUCUCCAGGCCUCUGCUUUCUAAAAUAUGAAUGAGAGGAUUGGAUCAGGUGAACCCCCGGGGGCCUUUCCAGGUCUACAACUAUGACCUCAAUCUCAUUUCAGAUAUUUUUUAGAGUUUAAAAAUGGAGGAGAGUUGCUGGCAGAAUUUCUUGGAUUCUGUGUACGUCAUAUUAUUAGUUGAGCGUUAUGCACCCUCAUUUCUAGGAUUUCUUUGUUAGUUUGACCCAACAGCCUCUGCAAAUGAUUGUCUUUUUUAUUGCAUGAUUUUACCUUUUCCUAAUUUUAAAAGUCUUUUUGUGGUUGCUUUUUUCCCUUUUCCUUUGAUUA
Molecule: messenger RNA, 1598 nt
Organism: Vombatus ursinus (common wombat)
Lineage: Eukaryota; Metazoa; Chordata; Mammalia; Diprotodontia; Vombatidae
Gene: SMIM19
Product: small integral membrane protein 19
Exons: 5
Coding region: 275-787 (170 amino acids)
Source: RefSeq, a predicted model, not a curated record